GACAUUACCCGUUCGCAAAACGAGACCAAAAAUAUUCAUACCCAAAAAUCAUUCCUUUUAUAAAUACUAACCCUCUCUAGACCCAUUUCAUACUUACCACAAUGUCCCAAAGCGGUCUUCGUCCGAUUUUAUUGAGCCACGGCUCCAUGGAACUGACCUCCUUGAUCCCUACCAGCUUAUACUUCAACUACACCCAGUUGAAAGACCAGUUCACCAAAGCCUUACCUGAGUCAACCGAUGGCUUUGCCGGUGAUGAUGAACCAUCCUCCCCAGUGGAGUUGGUUGCCCAGUUUCUCGGCUAUGUUGCGUCCCUCGUCGACCGCAACGCCUCCACCCCAGGCCAGUUCGACGAAGUCUUGAAGUUUACCCUCCAGGAGUUCGAAGCCAGGUUCUUGAACGGCCAGGAUAUCCACAACUUGGCCGCCAAGUUGCUUGCUGACGAACAAUACCCGACUUCUUUGGCCAAGGUCAAGUCUGUCAUCAAGAACUACGUUUCUGCCAUUGUCAACUCCAAUACCGCCGCCGCCAAGGUUGAAACCGCCUUAUUCUCUGCCGCCACCAAGGGUGACGCCACGAUCGUCGCCCUUUUCGGCGGCCAGGGUAACACCGAAGACUACUUCGAGGAGUUGAGAGAAUUGAAUCAAACCUACGGUGACUUGACUUCUGACAUCAUCGCCAUGGCUGCCGACAAGUUGCAGUCCUUGGUCAGAGCUACCGAGGGCUCCCACAAAAUCUACACCCAGGGUAUUGACAUCAAGAACUGGUUGGCCCAGCCUGAGCAGACCCCAGACCAGUCCUACCUCCUUUCCAUUCCCGUCUCCUGUCCGGUUAUCUGUCUUAUCCAGUUGGUCCACUACGCGGUUACCGCUAGAGUUCUCGGCUUGACCCCGGGUGAUUUGAGAUCCUACCUCUCUGGUGCCACUGGCCAUUCCCAGGGUGUGGUCACCGCCGUCGCCAUCGCCUCCUCCGACUCUUGGGAGUCAUACUUCGAAAAUGCCUCCAAGGCUAUCUCCUUGUUCUUCUACAUCGGGUUAAGAAGUAUCCAGGCCCACCCGCACACCUCUUUGCCGCCAUCUAUGGUGCAAGACUCCUUGGAAAAUGGUGAGGGUAAGCCAUCCCACAUGUUGUCCAUUAGAGACUUGUCUCGCGACCAGGUUUCCACUUUCAUUGCCGAGACCAACAAACACUUGCCAGAAGAUAAGCGUGUCUCUAUUUCCCUCGUCAACGGUGCCAGAAAUUUUGUUCUUUCCGGGUACCCACAGUCCUUGUAUGGUCUUAACGUCAACUUGAGAAAGCACAAGGCUCCCGCCGGCUUGGAACAGGCCAGGGUUCCGUUCUCUGAGAGAAAAAUGAAGUUUACCAACCGUUUCUUGCCAAUCACCUCUCCCUUCCAUUGCCACUUGUUGGCUCCUGCGUACCCUGUCAUCAUUGCCGACAUCGAGGGUGCCUCAUUGGAGUUUGAAGCCUCCAAGUUGGCUAUUCCGGUCUACGACACCUUUGACGGGUCUAACUUGCAGAAGAUGACGACUUCAAUCUCUGCCAGAUUGGUCCGCAUGAUCAUCGAGUUGGCUGUCAACUGGGAGAAGGCCACCGCCUUCAAGUCCACCCACAUGUUGGAGUUCGGCCCUGGCGGGGUUUCUGGCUUGGGUGUCUUGACCCACCGUAACAAGGAUGGUACUGGUUCCCGUGUUAUCCUUGCUGGUACUUUGGACUCGACCUCUGCCGACGACGAGUAUGGCUUCAAGCAGGAGAUUUUUGACAGAAACUCCACCUCUUUGAAGUACGCUUCCAACUGGUUGAACGAGUACAAGCCAAGAUUGGUCAAGACUUCCGCCGGUAAGGUCUAUGUCGAUACCAAAUUCUCCCAGUUAUUGGGUAGAGCGCCGUUGAUGGUUCCGGGUAUGACGCCUACCACCGUAUCUCCAGACUUUGUGGCUGCCACCCUUAACGCUGGGUACCACAUCGAGAUCGCGGGUGGUGGGUACUUUACGUCCGGCCACAUGACCAAGGCGUUGGAAGAGGUUGCCUCUCAGAUCCCACCCGGUGCCGGUAUUGGGAUCAACAUGAUCUACGUCAAUCCGAGAAUGUUGCAGUGGGGUAUUCCAAUGGUCAAGGAAUUGAGAGACAAGGGCUUCCCAAUCCAGUCCAUGUCUAUUGGUGCUGGUGUUCCAUCUAUGGAGGUUGCCUCCGAAUACAUUGAGACCUUGGGCCUUACCCACUUGGGGUUGAAGCCAGGCAGUGUUGACGCUAUUGCUCAGUGUAUCGCCAUUGCCAAGGCCCACCCAACCUUCCCAAUCGUUGUCCAGUGGACCGGUGGUAGAGGUGGUGGUCACCACUCGUUUGAGGAUUUCCACCAGCCUAUCCUCCAAAUGUACUCCAAGAUGAGAAAGUGCUCCAACAUUGUUCUUAUCGCCGGGUCCGGGUUCGGGUCCGACGCUGACACCUACCCAUACCUUACCGGUGAGUGGUCUGGUGCAUACAACUACCCGCCAAUGCCGUUCGACGGUGUUUUGUUUGGUUCCAGAGUCAUGACCGCCUUGGAAGCCAAGACCUCUCCUGCCGCCAAGCUUGCCAUCGUUGGGUGUACUGGUGUUCCAGACUCUCUGUGGGAACAGUCAUACAAGAAGCCAACGGGUGGUAUCAUUACCGUCAGAUCCGAGAUGGGUGAGCCAAUCCACAAGAUUGCCACUAGAGGUGUUAUGUUGUGGCAGGAAAUGGAUAAUACCAUCUUUAACUUGCCAAAGGGGAAGCUUGUUGAAACCUUAAACAAGAAAAAGGACUACAUCAUUAAGAAGUUGAACGCCGAUUUCCAGAAGCCUUGGUUCGGUAAGAACGCCUUAGGUCCAUGUGAUUUGCAAGACAUGACCUACGCCGAGGUUGCCCAGAGAUUGGUCGAGUUGAUGUACAUUCGCAAGUCUGCUAGAUGGAUUGAUGUCAGCUUGAGAGCCUUUACUGGUGAUUUCUUGAGAAGAGUUGAAGAGCGUUUCGCCACCUCUUCCGGUGCCCUUUCAUUGCUCCAGAACUUCCAGCAGUUGGAGAACCCGGAUAAGGUCCUUGAGGCCAUUUUUGAGGCCUACCCACUUGCCCGGGAGCAGUUGAUUAACGAGCAGGACUGUGACUUCUUUUUAAUCGCCUGUAUGAACCCAAUCCAGAAGCCGGUUCCAUUCGUCCCAAUCUUGGACGAACGUUUCGAGAUCUUCUUCAAGAAGGAUUCCUUGUGGCAGUCUGAGGACUUGGAGGCUGUUGUUGAUGAAGACGUCCAAAGAACCUGUAUCUUGCACGGUCCGGUUGCUGCCCAGUUCACUAACAAGGCCGACGAGCCAAUCAAGGAAAUUUUGGACUCUAUCCACAACGGCCAUAUCCAGCGUUUGCUCAAGGACGUCUACAAUGGUGAUGAAUCCUCCAUCCCGGUUGUCGAGUACUUCGGUCCGAACGUUGUCAGCUCCGUCACUUCUGUUGCCGGUGUCACUGUUGAGGAGUCGGCAGCCAAGGUUGUCUACAAGACCGGAACCACGAUCCCAGAGGCAGGUGAAUGGUUCAAGUUGCUUGCUGGUAACACCUUGAACUGGCGCCAUGCCUUCUUCUCUACGAAGAGAGUGAUCCAGGGUGUCAACCACGGUACCAACCCGCUCCACGCCGUCUUCGCGCCAGCCAAGAACGUUUCUAUCGAGGUUGCCGCAGGUGUCGUCACCUUGUUUGAAUCCUUGCAGGGUAAGAUCCAGCCAGUUGCUGAGCUCAAGGCUCUCAAUGCCACCACCCUCCAGUUGUCUUUGAUCGAGCACAGAACUGCUGACGGCAAGCCAGUUUCCCUUCCGUUCUUAUACACUUACAAUCCCGCUGAUGGGUUUGCUCCUAUCUUGGAGGUUUUGGAUGCCAGAAAUGACAGAAUCAAGGAGUUUUACUGGAAGUUGUGGUUCGGUUCCGACGUCCCAGUUGACCUCGACAUCGAUGCCCAACAGACCAUCCAGGGUGAUGAGACUGCCAUCACCGUCAAGGACAUUGCCGAGUUCACUCACGCCAUCGGCAACAAGUGCGAGGCUUUUGUCCACAGAGAGGGUAAGGCCACUCUUGCGCCAAUGGAUUUCGCUAUUGUUGCUGGCUGGAAGGCCAUCAUGAAGGCGAUUUUCCCUAAGUCUGUUGACGGUGACUUGUUGAGAUUGGUCCACCUUUCUAACGGCUACAAGAUGCUCCCGGGCGCCGAGCCAUUGAAGGCGGGUGAUGUUGUCAAGACCUCUUCCGAGAUCAGAGCUGUCAUCAACCAGGAGAGCGGUAAGAUGGUUGAGGUUGUUGGUACCAUCACUCGAGAGGGCCUGGCUGUUAUGGAGGUCACCUCUCAGUUCUUGUACCGUGGUGUGUACGUGGACUUUGAAAACACUUUCCGGAAAACCACCGAGACCCCGGUCCAGAUCACCCUCAAGUCUGCCAAGGACGUUGCUGUCUUGCAGGCCAAAGAAUGGUUCCACUUGGAGGAGGACUGCGACUUGUUGAACAAGACCUUGACCUUCCGUUGUGAGUCUGCUGUUACCUACAAAAACCAGACCGUCUUUGCCUCUGUCAAGACCACCGGUCAAGUCUUGUUGGAGUUGCCAACCUCGGAGAUUGUGCAAAUCGCUUCUGUGGAAUACGAGGCCGCUGACUCCCACGGUAACCCGGUCACCGACUACCUCAAUAGGAUCGGUUCCACCAUCGAGCAGCCAAUCAUGUUGGAGAACGCGAUUCCUCUCUCUUCCGGUGAAGACAUGCAGUCCAAGGCGCCUGGUACCAACGAGCCUUACGCCGCUGUUUCCGGUGACUACAACCCGAUCCACGUUUCCAGAGUGUUUGCUGCCUAUGCCAACUUGCCGGGUACCAUCACUCAUGGUAUGUACAACUCUGCUGCCGUCCGUGGCUUGGUUGAACAAUGGGCCGCUGAUAACGUUGCUCCAAGAGUCCGUGCCUUCAAGUGUUCCUUCGUCGGUAUGGUUUUGCCUAACGACCUCUUGGAGACCCGUCUUGAACACGUUGGUAUGAUCAACGGUCGUAAGAUCAUCAAGGUCGAAACCAUCAAUGUCGAGACCCAGUCCCCAGUCUUGGUCGGUGAAGCCGAAAUUGACCAACCGGUCUCCACCUUUGUCUUUACCGGUCAGGGGUCUCAGGAACAGGGUAUGGGUAUGGACUUGUAUGAAUCCUCUCCGGUUGCCCGUGAGGUUUGGGACAGAGCCGACCGUCAUUUCAUGAAUACUUACGGUUUCUCCAUCAUUUCCAUUGUUAAGGAUAACCCUAACGAGUUGACUAUCCACUUUGGUGGUCCAAAGGGUCGUGCGAUCCGUGAGAACUACAUUUCCAUGAUGUUUGAGUCUGUUGCUGCUGAUGGUUCCUUGAAGUCUGAGAAGAUUUUCAAGGAGAUUACCGAAGAGUCUACUUGCUUCACCUUCCGCUCCCCAACUGGUUUGUUGUCAGCCACCCAGUUCACCCAACCAGCCUUAACCUUGAUGGAGAAGGCCUCCUUUGAUGAUCUUCAAGCCAAGAGUUUGGUGCCGGAGCACAGCAUGUUUGCUGGUCACUCUUUGGGUGAAUACUCUGCCUUGGCUUCUUUGGGUAAUGUUAUGCCAAUCGAGUCCUUGGUUGAAGUUGUCUUCUACCGUGGUAUGACCAUGCAGGUUGCUGUUCCUCGUGACGAAGAAGGUAGAUCCAACUACGGUAUGUGUGCUGUUAACCCAUCCCGUAUCUCCGCCACUUUCAAUGACGCUGCCUUGAGAUGGGUCGUUGAUCACAUUGCCGAGCAAACCGGCUGGUUGUUGGAAAUCGUCAACUACAAUGUUGAGAAUACCCAGUAUGUCACUGCCGGUGACUUGAGAGCCUUGGACACUUUGACCAAUGUUUUGAAUGUCUUCAAGUUGCAGAAAAUUGACAUUGUCAAGUUGCAAGAGCUGAUGCCUUUGGAAAAGGUUAAGGAACACUUGUCCGAGAUUGUCGAAGAGGUCUCCAAGAAGUCUUCCGCCAAGCCCCAGCCAGUUGAUUUGGAGAGAGGUUUUGCCGUCAUUCCAUUGAAGGGUAUUUCCGUGCCGUUCCACUCUUCUUAUUUGAGAUCUGGUGUCAAGCCGUUCCAGAGAUUUUUGGUUAAGAAGAUCCCACAGGAAGCCAUCAAGCCUUCCAACUUGAUCAACAAGUACAUUCCUAAUUUGACUGCGAAGCCAUUCGAGAUCACCAAGGAGUACUUCCAAGAUGUCUACGAAUUGACUGGUUCCGAGAAGAUCAAGAACAUCUUGGACAAUUGGGAGAAGUACGAGAAUGCUUAAUCUCUAGAU
Babjeviella inositovora NRRL Y-12698 is the source of this 6287-nucleotide messenger RNA. It is a transcript of the gene FAS1, whose product is annotated as tetrafunctional fatty acid synthase subunit. The coding region runs from base 102 to 6278 and encodes 2058 amino acids. The transcript has a single exon. Gene Ontology annotation, biological process: long-chain fatty acid biosynthetic process. NCBI's taxonomy places the organism in Eukaryota, Fungi, Ascomycota, Pichiomycetes, Serinales. Gene Ontology annotation, cellular component: fatty acid synthase complex. Gene Ontology annotation, molecular function: [acyl-carrier-protein] S-malonyltransferase activity; enoyl-[acyl-carrier-protein] reductase (NADH) activity; [acyl-carrier-protein] S-acetyltransferase activity. The record is from RefSeq and is a predicted model, not a curated record.